Messenger RNA from Pipra filicauda (Wire-tailed manakin), 15268 nucleotides. It is a transcript of the gene GRIN2A, whose product is annotated as glutamate ionotropic receptor NMDA type subunit 2A. NCBI's taxonomy places the organism in Eukaryota, Metazoa, Chordata, Aves, Passeriformes, Pipridae. Bases 522 to 4895 code for a protein of 1457 amino acids. The record is from RefSeq and is a predicted model, not a curated record. Gene Ontology annotation, molecular function: transmitter-gated monoatomic ion channel activity involved in regulation of postsynaptic membrane potential; NMDA glutamate receptor activity. The transcript is spliced from 14 exons. Gene Ontology annotation, cellular component: postsynaptic membrane; NMDA selective glutamate receptor complex; plasma membrane. Gene Ontology annotation, biological process: monoatomic ion transport; synaptic transmission, glutamatergic; long-term synaptic potentiation.
GAGAAAAAAAAAAAGAUGAAGACGCUUAAAUGCCUCCUGCCAAAAGUAAAGAGCGAAUCUCAGUUGCGAUGGCUCUGCUAAAACUUGAUCAUGCGGGAUUUCAAGCGAUAAAAAAGGGCUGCCAGGCUGCUAUUUUCUGCGGCGGGAACAAGUUGCAGGAUGAAAUCCAGGCACUGAGGGACCUAUUUUCCACUUCAUUGUUUGCGAAGGAAUCUACUGAAAUGACUUUGAGGAUCUUUAAACUGGAACUAUGUGGAGGGAGAAUGCACCCCCCCUCGCCUGUCUCCCUGUGCGCGUAGCUGCCCUCCCGGGAUGCGAUGUCGCCCGCAGGCUGUGGCGGGGAUCACGCGUGCGGCCGGCGGCGCGGAGGCCGCCCCUGAGCCCGGGCAGCGAGGGGCGCGACAUGCCCGCGGUCGCGACAUGCCCUGCACCGACAGCAGCACCGGCAGCGACACCUGCGGCCCCUCCGGCUCCUCCCGCCGCUCCGUCUCCUGAGGCGCUCGGGGACAAAGCUGGCAAAGAUGAGGAAAAUUGGCUGUGCUCUCCUGGUACUCCAAGCUCUUCUGGCGCCUUUGGAUCUUGUACGUGGAGCAGAGAAAAAUUAUCCCAUCCUGAACAUUGCAGUGAUUCUGGGAAGGACCAAGUACAUAACAGAGAGAGAUAUCAGAGCUCUCUGGACCAGGGAAAUGUCAGCAGACCUGACUGUUGAUGUCAAUGUAGUGACCCUUCUCGUGAACCAGACUGACCCCAAGAGCAUCAUAACACAUGUUUGUGACUUGAUGUCAGGCACCAAGAUCCAUGGAGUGGUUUUUGGAGAUGACACCGAUCAGGAGGCAGUAGCUCAGAUUUUGGAUUUUAUUUCAUCUCAGACUUCUAUUCCAAUUCUUGGAAUUCAUGGCGGGGCCUCCAUGAUAAUGGCAGAUAAGGAUGUGAUGUCCACGUUCUUCCAGUUUGGGGCUUCCAUCCAGCAAGAAGCCAUUAUCAUGCUGAAGAUCAUGCAGGAUUAUGACUGGCACGUGUUCUCUCUGGUGACCACCACUUUCCCUGGAUACCGAGAUUUCAUCAAUGUCAUUAAGACCACUGUGGAAAAUAGCUUUGUGGGCUGGGACAUGCAGAACGUCAUCACACUUGAUACUGCCUUUGGAGAUGAUGCCAAGACUCAAAUUCAGCUGAAGAAAAUCCAUUCCUCUGUCAUCCUGCUCUACUGCUCCAAGGAUGAAGCUGUCUACAUUCUGGAUGAGGCUCGCUCCCUGGGCCUUACUGGCUAUGAUUUCUUUUGGAUAGUUCCCAGCCUGGUUAGUGGUAACACAGAAAUCACUCCCAAGGAGUUUCCUUCAGGACUCAUUUCGGCAGCUUAUGAUGAGUGGGACUACAGUUUAGAAGCUCGGGUGCGGGACGGCCUUGGGGUCAUUGCCACUGCUGCCUCAGCCAUGCUGGAAAAAUACUCCUCCAUUCCCGAGGCCAGAACGAGCUGCUAUGGACAACUGGAGAAAAAUGACAGGCCCUUUCAAACCUUGCACAAGUUUAUGAUGAAUGUGACUUGGGAAGGCAGAGAUUUGUCCUUCACGGCCGAUGGUUACCAGGCACACCCCAGGCUGGUGGUGAUAGUGCUGAACAACGAGCGGGAGUGGGAGAAGGUGGGGAAGUGGGAGAACAACUCCCUGAGCCUGAAGUACUCGGUGUGGCCGAGGUACAGCUCCUUCGCAGACAGCGACCCCGACGACAACCACCUGAGCAUCGUCACCCUGGAGGAGGCUCCCUUUGUCAUCGUGGAGGACGUGGAUCCUUUGAUGGAGAGUUGCCAAAAAAACACCGUGCCGUGCCGAAAAUUUGUCAGGCUGAACAACAAAACUAAUGAGGGAACUAACGUGAAGAAGUGUUGCAAAGGAUUCUGCAUUGAUAUCUUGAAGAAGUUGUCUAAAACUGUCAAGUUCACAUAUGACCUGUAUUUAGUGACCAACGGGAAACAUGGCAAAAAAGUCAAUAAUGUGUGGAAUGGGAUGAUUGGUGAAGUGGUGUAUCACCGGGCAGUGAUGGCCGUGGGGUCCCUCACCAUUAACGAGGAGCGCUCUGAGGUCGUCGACUUCUCGGUGCCGUUUGUUGAGACUGGGAUCAGCGUCAUGGUGUCACGGAGCAACGGCACAGUUUCGCCAUCUGCUUUCCUAGAGCCUUUUAGUGCUUCUGUCUGGGUGAUGAUGUUUGUGAUGCUUCUCAUCGUGUCUGCCAUGGCUGUCUUUAUAUUUGAGUACUUCAGUCCUGUAGGAUAUAACAGGAACUUAGCACAAGGGAGAGAUCCCCAUGGCCCAUCCUUUACCAUUGGAAAGGCGGUGUGGUUACUGUGGGGUUUGGUCUUCAACAACUCUGUGCCUGUGCAAAACCCCAAAGGGACGACGAGUAAAAUCAUGGUGUCGGUUUGGGCUUUCUUUGCUGUCAUUUUCCUGGCCAGUUAUACUGCCAACUUAGCUGCCUUUAUGAUUCAAGAGGAAUUUGUUGACCAAGUGACUGGACUGAGUGAUAAAAAGUUUCAAAGGCCACAUGAUUACUCACCUCCUUUUCGAUUUGGAACAGUCCCAAAUGGAAGCACUGAGAGGAAUAUCAGAAACAACUACCCUGAUAUGCACCUUUACAUGACGAAGUUUAAUCAGAAAGGAGUUGAAGAUGCCUUGGUCAGCUUGAAAACUGGGAAGUUGGAUGCUUUCAUCUACGAUGCAGCAGUGCUGAAUUACAAGGCUGGAAGAGAUGAAGGCUGCAAACUUGUCACAAUAGGGAGCGGAUACAUCUUUGCCACUACCGGCUACGGAAUUGCACUUCAGAAAGGAUCACCUUGGAAGAGACAAAUCGAUCUCGCCCUCCUUCAGUUUGUGGGAGAUGGGGAAAUGGAAGAGUUGGAAACCCUGUGGCUGACUGGUAUUUGUCACAACGAGAAGAAUGAAGUCAUGAGCAGCCAGCUGGACAUCGACAACAUGGCAGGAGUGUUUUACAUGCUUGCAGCAGCCAUGGCUCUCAGUUUGAUCACCUUUGUCUGGGAGCACUUGUUUUACUGGAAACUCAGAUUCUGCUUCACUGGAGUCUGCUCAGACAGGCCAGGAUUGCUGUUCUCAAUCAGCAGGGGUAUUUACAGCUGCAUUCAUGGAGUACACAUUGAAGAGAAAAAGAAGUCUCCUGACUUUAGUUUGACCAAUUCACAAACCAACAUGUUAAAACUGCUACGUACAGCAAAAAACAUGACCAAUAUCAAUCCUUCAAGAAUUGACUCCCCCAAAAGAACAGCUGAUUUUAUUCAGAGGGGUUCUUUGAUUAUGGACAUGGUCAUGGAUAAGGGUAACUUGAUAUUUGCUGAUAACAGAUCCUUUCAGACAAAGGACAACUUUUUUGGUGACAACAUAAGUGAACUGCAGACACUUCCAGGCAACCGACACAAGGACAAUCUUAACAACUAUGUUUUCCAAGGUCAGCAUCCUCUCACGUUGAAUGAAUCCAAUCCAAACACGGUAGAGGUUGCAGUAACAACAGAAGCAAAAGUGAAUUCCAGACCUAGGCAGCUGUGGAGGAAAUCUGUUGAAUCUUUACGUCAAGAAUCUGUACGUCAGAGCCAAGGUUCCCAGAGGGAUGACGGGUCAGAGGAAAACAGGCAGCUUUCAGUGAAAAGCCAAAGAUACCUUCCUGAAGAGAUUGUCCAUUCAGAUGUAUCAGAGACAUCAAGCCGAGCUACUUGCCAUAUGGAAGCUGAAAACAACAACAAGCAUCACAAAACCAAGGACAACUUCAAAAAAAGGACAGUAGCAUCAAAAUACCCAAAAGACUGUAGUGAAGUGGAACUGACAUAUCUAAAAACCAAACAGAGCUCUCCACGGGAUAAAAUCUACACAAUUGAUGCUGACAAGGAGCCAGGAUUCCGCUUGGACACACCUCAGUACAUCGAAAACAUUGUCCUUCCAGAAACUGUGGAGUUUCCUGAUGUUUAUCAAGAUCACAAUGACAACUACAGGAAAGCCGAGCACGCUAACAGGACUCCAAUGCAUAAUGAAGACAGUCUUCCAAACAAUGACCAGUAUAAACUUUAUGCAAAGCACUACACUCUAAAAGAUAAAAAUGCUUCCCUACCUGAUGAUAGAUACAGACAGAAUUCCACCCACUGCAGGAGCUGUCUUUCCAAUUUGCCCACUUAUGCGGGACACUAUUCGACCAGAUCUCCCUAUAAAUGCGAUGCAUGCUUGCGGAUGGGGAACCUCUAUGAUAUUGAAGAAGAUCAGAUGCUGCAGGACACAACGAACUUAUCACUUCCUGAAGAAAUAUAUGAGCGUACUUGGUCGACAAGUAAUGCUCUGCAAUAUCAUAAAAAAAAUAAAUUGAGGAUUAGCAGGCAACACUCUUUUGAUAAUAUCGCUGAUAAGUCCAGGGAAAUUGAUAUUGGAAGACCUUCUCGUAGUAUAAGCUUGAAAGAAAGAGAGAAAUUUCUUCAAAGUAGUCCAUAUGCAAGCAUGUUUAGUGUUCCCUCAAGCAAACUAUUGAGCAACAAGGCCUCACUUUUAACUCAUGCUCUAGAGGACAGUAAGAGGAGCAAGUCCCUGUAUGCUGUUCACUCGGAUGACAAUCCCUUUCUGCACUCGUAUCGUGAUGACCAGCACUUAUCUCUUAGGCGAAGUCCAGCUGAUCUUUAUAAACAUUCAUUGCCAACAAGAGGAAGAAAUGAUAAUUAUUUAAGGUCAUCCAUGCAGUCUACAGCAUCAUACUCUUCCAGGGAUGGUCGGAUCCAUAAUGACAUGUACAUUUCAGAGCAUGUUUUGCCUUACGUUGCAAAUAGGAAUAGCUUGUACACAACUCCAAGGGUUUUGAAUUCCUGUAGCAAUACACGUGUGUAUAAGAAAAGGCCUAGCAUUGAAUCAGAUGUUUAAAUUUUCCAUGAACACUUUAUCUAUAGGGAAAGAAUAGUUGCCACCAUCUUAGAGGGAGAACUUAUCCUUUAACAGUAUCCUGCUCUGGUAAAUGACACGUAAACCUCUCCCUUUCCCAAUGUACUUUUGUACAUGAAUAGGUAAACUGGUAUGCUCUUAACUAUCCUUUUAAAAUAUGUCUUGUUGAAAAAGGAUAAAAAAUAGCCAUUUAUAUAUGCUUUAUAUAUAAAUGGCAAGUUGUACUGAAAUAGCCCCAAUAUAUGUUGGCAACUAUGCUGUUUUGUAUCUAAUUCUUUUACUAUUUCGGUUAUUCUAAUUUAUGUUGCUAAGUAUCAUUCAAUGUACUUUUGUCCUUAGAAAUGUUUAAUGAUUUUCUAGUACUGGAUAAGCAAUAUGGUAUGCAUGUAGUAUGACACAGACAACAAGAAUUAGGAAUGCAUUUGCACAGAUUCAAAAGUAAGACUCUAAAAGAGAACAGAAAGCUAGACUUUCAAAAAUACAUGUUAGCUUCAUAAUCAUUUUCAAAGCCAAGUAAUAAUUUAAAAAAACCCCCACAUCCCAAGACCUUAAUAAAUAAAAUACAGUGUUUUAGCACAAAAUUAGUAUGUUCAUUCUAGACUGACAGACAAUAGAUGGGAAGGCAGUAGCCCCAAACAUGUGAACUGCUGUGUACCAAAAGGAAGCCCCAUGGAUAUUGGUUAACGUUCAUGUACAAAUGCUUUUCUUAUAUUGCACAUGCACUUACCAUUACAAAGUAAGUUCAUUGAAAAGUUUGCAGUAAUCUUGUCAGAAAUUUCACAGCUGCCUAAUCCAGAGUAUAUAUUUUUAGAUAUCACUAUAUGGCACUUACUAUGGAGCUGUGGACUUUACUAGUAACCUUGAGGCCUAAUGUGUACGUAAGUUUGCAUUUGCCCCUUACUGGUGAUUACUCAGGGCUGUAUAGUAUUUCUUUUAUUCUUUCACUUCCCAAACCAAAUCCCGACCCACUGUAGUUCUUUGUUCAUAGUGUAUUAGUGACAACUAAUGAAUUGUAUAUUAAUAGUAUUAAAGCUGUUAAUACAGUAUCAAACACUGACAGCCAUAAGUUCAGUGUAAUCAGUGAGGAGUGCAAUACCAUUUAUUUGCAUACACAGCAAAGGAUUAACACCUUCAGAAGGACUUCUUCCUUCCAGAAUAUUGUGCAUAUUUGUUGAACAUCAGACCAUUUUUUUUUAACCUCUCCAAUCAAGUCUGUUAUAUAAACUGAAUAUAUGCACACUUAACUAAGUAUGUUUAUUAUCACUGACUGAUAUGCAGAUAUUCACAUUACAGGGGUUCAUUGUUAAAUGGCUUUUCCAUUUAGUAAAUGUCAAUCAGAUUCUUUCACAAAUAAAAUGUCUGCUACAGACCCCUCCUUACCCUCACUGGAAAAAAACCCUACUAGAUUUUAACCAUAAGGGAGCGUGAAAGAGAGGAAAGGAAGCCUUUCAGGAGUAGAAUAUACAGAUGCUAAUUUAAUUUAAACUAAAGAAGUAAAUAUAAUUGCUAAUAUAUUUAACUACUGAAAGUGUUGCACUGGGUGGUGCUCUCCCAUUCUCCUGCUACUCUGCAAAUUGCUUUAGGAUUUUUGUGUAGAGGAAAUUUAGAUUAUUCAAGCAUUAUUCCCUCUGUUUCACUGAAGAACAGUGAGCAGGGAAACCAUUACCACUGUGAAUUGGAAAAUGUGAAUAUUACCCUAACUUUUCUCCAAACUGGAACUCUUUUCAGCAGAAUUGUGCCUGUCAGCUGCAAUUGAAGUAUCUGCAUGCCAGAGUUGCAGUAUGCAAGUUGCUUAAUUUGGAACAGCAUACUGCAGAGCAGAGUUGCAAAUGGGAGAUAAUAUAAAUGAUGUAUAGGGACAGUCAAAAUAAAGUUUUUUGAAUUGUUUACAGCUUUUUUUUUUAAUUAUUAUUAUUGAGAAGAUUCAAGCUGACUUUGACCACCAAACAGUCCAGAAUGAAUUCUUGGUAUUUGCAAAUGUAUUUGUAUGUUCACCAUGCUGGUGAAGGAUGAUAUUUUUAAGGAAUGAAAUGUAAUGAGAUUUGGGCUUCUGAGUCUCUUUCCAGCUUCCAGAAAUCUCAGUAUGCUUUAUCAUAAGUGUGUUCAGAAAGCAUAUCUAUGGGUAUCUGUACACUGUCCAUGUAAAAAUAUGUAUUGAGUAUUCUUUAUUCAGCAUCUGGUCAUAAUUACUGGCCCUGAUUCACAUGGGAUGCUUUCUGGUUCCUCACUGGAGGCAAUUUUUAUAAAAAGAAGUUCCUUACCUGCCAUGCAUAUUUCCCAGGAAUAGUUGUAUGAGCUGAGCAGGGCUAGGGUGGUGUCUAUGGGAUGAACAGUACUUGUCAUGAACCCAAACCUUUUCCCAAAGACGUAGACAUAUUUGUCUUAGGUCUGCAGGAAAACAAAUGCACCGAAGGCAUAAAUAAUGCUGUAAUCAGUGUAAUAAAAAUAUUUCAGGCAAAUUUCAAUAUCCGAUCCAAAUCAUAGUAUAUUUACUAAAGUCUGCUGUAUUUCAGCAGGUAUGAUAUUUGCUGAUAUCGUGCCAAAAAGUGCAGUGGAAAUUGCUGAGCAUUUUACCAAUCAUAAAAUUCAGUGGUGGCUCUUGUCUUUUGUAUCAUCAUAAAGCUCUCAAAAUAUUUGUUGGUCGCUCCAAGUCUUUUGUAUCAUCAUCUCUCUAUCCAACCAGACACACCUAAUUCAGUAUAUAUAUGAGUAUGGUAUGUGAAGUUAUGGGAAAGAAAAAUUCCCUUUUACACUUUCUAGUUUAAACUCUAUAAACUCUUGAGGUUCAAUUGUAAACAUCCUCAAGCCAGGUGGAUUUAUCCUUCUGUGAGAUGUGCAAGCAAAUUAGUUAUAAUGAAAUAUAUUGCAGUGUUUGCUUUUUCUGAUCUGAGCAGAUUUCUGGUGACCGUAGAGAUUUAUUAUUAUUAGCUGCAAUAUGAAAUACAACCACCUCCCCUAAACCAAAACAAAGAGACAGAGGAAAGACUUGAUAAUGUUGCACAGCAGUUGUUCACAUGGAAAUAAAAGAUGCUGCCUUAAAGGAGGAAAAAACCCACCAGAUGAUGAAAAUAGAGGGAGUCUGCAUGCGUUUGUUGUUUUGAUCUUGGCAUAAGCACGAGACAGUAAAGGGGAAAGGAGAGGAUAAAGUGCAGGGCUGUAGGCAGUAGCUGGUUGCAGAUGUUUACUUAUAAAGAAGAAGCAGCUGAGAAGUUGAAGGAAAAUCUUCAACAGUAGAGCCACAAGCCACAGCUUGUGAGGCUCAGCCGUAGAGCGCAUGGAAUUUUGCCUGAGCUUUGUUGAUGUAUUUGCACUGACUUUCAAUUAAACUGAGAUCAAGACUUUCUGUAUUUCCCUCUCUCUCACUCUAGCUGCUGCUAUACUUGAAGAGGAGAAAAGAAUCUUCCUGCAUAAGUGGCCAUCCUUUCUGUACCUUUCUGGAUGGUGCUGGUGACUUGUUACAUUUUCCUGAUUACAGCUCUAGCAGUUUGUUGGUCAUUCCUAUCACCAAGAUUUCCUGUGACUCCAGCUGGAACUGAAUCAGGCUGUAAAUGAUAUGAGCCAUUCUUGGUAGCAUGUCCUGUAGUGUUACACUGCUCCUGGACGACACCUUUUAUGGAGGCAGGAUAUUGAAUUGCUGAGGAAUGCAGUAGGUACAUGGAGGUAAAAACAGCUACAUAGACAUACCUGCCUCUCGCUCUUUUUCUCUUUUAAAGAUAUUGUAGAAUUUCUUCAUGUUUUUGUCUUUCCCUUUUCACCACAGUAAAUCUUCCUUUUUUCUUUGAAAUGGAUUUUGUGUUCUGCUUGUGUUUCUUAGAGCAGUGUAGCCACCCACUAAUUUAAAUGCAUGGUAAUAAGAUAUUUUAAUAUAUAAGAUAAAAUUAAGGAAAAUUAAGAGAUUUUUGCAUUUUCAGAAAAUUUAAUUUAAUGUUUUUGCAGCUUUUGCUUAGACUUCAUUAUUCUGCUAUCUAAGAAGCUUGGUUAGGAGAAAGAGUGCUGUGGACAAACAGAAAUGAAAUCACCGCCAGCUCACUGUGUUUUGGCAGCAUUUCAUAAAUACAUGUCUCUUUAUGAUCUUUCAGGAACACUUAAGAGGUGAUAUAAGGCUCACAAGGGAAAUCAGGUGUGGUUUAUUUUUCCUGGUGAAAAUAAAUCUCUUUUUACAUAGUUUUAAACGAAGCAAAAGCUAGAGCUGUGUGUGUAGCUUUGAGUUUCUGUGCUGGAAGGCUGAGCUCUUUCUGUGGCCAGUGGGGAGAGAGAGAGAGAAAGCAAACUCCCUCUGGGUGAAAGUUCAGAGGACUGUGACCUUUUUAGAAAGUAUAGGUUCCUAACUUAGACACCUCAGUUAGGCAGGCUUAGAAAAGCAAUAGUCUAUUUAUCUCCAGCCUCAAAAAUGUACCAGUUAAAUCUGCAAGUGAGUACCAGGUUCAGCCUUGGAGGUGUGUAUAGGUUCCUGUGCUCGAGCAAGCAGUUGUUUGUGGGGUUUGCAGUAUUCCCUGGUCAGGAUCAUUGUUUGCUUUAAACCACAUGACUAUCCAGCCUGAGAUAGAACUGUCAGAAUCUAUUCCUUGUGGAAUAACUUGCUGUUUUCAUACUUUUGCAGUGUAGCAUAUGUACUUCAGUGAUGGGGAAGGGUUUGGUACUGUUCCCUCCCUUCCUGGGUUCAUCAACGUAGAACAGAAAUUGUGUCACAAAUCUCAGCUUGGAUUUAGAAAGAAUUCAAGAGGUGGAUCUUUUUGUUGUUUUACAUUGCAUUUAAGAUGUUUGAUACAUAAAACCUAGUGAAAACAAAACUUUUAUGGCAAAAUCCCCUCCUCAUUAAUAUAAAGAGUAACUAUCUGUGGCUUGGCUAAAUUGUGUCAAGUGUUAAUCAUCACAUCAUGUGCUUCUUUCAAGAUGGACUGUCAUAUAUUGCCUUACUAACUUUUCCCAGUUCUAGUCCUGUCUUAGCUCAAAAGUUCUUUCAAAGCAGAUACCUUUCCUGCGUAGGGCAAUCUGAUUUGCAACGUAAAAACAGUUUUCCAGUGAUACACUUAAGUUCUUUGCUUUAUCAAUGUUGUUGUUUGGGUUUUUUUUUAAUCUAAACUAACUUCCUGUAGAGAGCUGAGCCUUCCAAACAUAGCAGUGCUGAAGGAACUUCUGAAAGAACAUAAAGGUCUUUUAAAGUAUGACUUACUAUAUGAGCCAUUUCCCUGCCCAAACUCACCUGUACUGUCUUAUUUCAAUGUAUUAGCAACAUGUUAGCGUUUGCUGUCACUGAGGGAGCUCAGUUUAAUCACAGCUGCGUGUUUGUGGAUGUAGGUAUCAGCAUAGAAAGGUAUAUGGAGCGAGAGAGGAAAGGCUGGAGUCACCUGUGAAGCUGUGGUUAAAUGGGAGCAGCCUCAGGACCGUCGUGUCUCUUGUAUCGCUCUGAGCAGUGUCUGUCUGAUGUGCACAUACUGUACAUAGUGUAAAAUUCCUGUCGGUGCUCAGCUUCCAUUGUGGAAAUAACGCCAUGUCCACCCUCAUUCCAGUGUCACAGCGGUGUCUGUGGGGUGGGGAGGGGUUGGUUGUGCUCUCUGGUGUCUGUCACCCUGCUCGGUGGGAGCAGCACUCCCCGCCCUGCUGGGGAGGGUUACUGCACUCUCUGUAAAUAAGCUUCUCAUUUAUUUCCCUCACUCAAGCUUUUAAUUGGUUUUGUUUUGUUUUUUUUUCCCCUGCUUCUCUUGACCUGUGUGCGGAGUAUGCUCUCUAAAAAUAUGUGCUCUUCCAAAGUCCUGCAACUUUGGAAGUCAGGAAUACAGGUGUGCAUCGCCCUGCAAUGCAGUGAAAAUGCACUUAGUUCUUCUUGUGGGUUCAUGAGCUUUUUUUGUUACAUACUGCGGAAUGUAUCUGCUGUAGUUCAAGCUGGUUUUUUUUUUUUAAUAACUGCCAUUCUAACAGCUGUAAGAAUCCACUGCUGAUUUUGUGAUGAUUUUGUCAUAUCUAUAAUUUAAGAACCAGAAAUAAUAUAAGUAAAAAUAAGUUACCUCACUAUUUACCAGGUUUUUGUUGUUUUGCGCUUAAAUGACAAUUUUUACUCCUUUUGCUUAAUUCUUUACCUGUAUUGAAAACAAGGCUAAAUUAGUAGAGAAUAUAACCAUGCUGUAACAUUGUCAUGCGAUACCUUUAUUAAUAGAUAACCACACUAAAUAUAGUAUUACAUAUUUAAAAGAGAGAUGGUUUCGACUCUCCAACUCUUAAAAAGUAGUGGUGAUAAGCAGUUAUACUCCUAGAUGUUUUGUCCUUUCCCUUUUGUAUUAGUAUUUGUUUUCACUAAUAUAUUUCAAAAAUUAUAUUUCUGUGCACGUUAUAAAACUGUGAAAAUAAAUACCAGUAAAUAUUGUGAUACUUAUUCAGUGCACUGUAAAGUUCCAAGUGAGAUGAUACUUUGCUUGGGAAUUGAAGAAGGUUUCCUCACUUCUCAGAAAUGGUACUUAGCUUUAAUGUGGGAAAAUGAUAAUAUUUACAGUGACAUGAAAUUUUAAUGGAGAAUGUCUUGUUUUGCACUUCUAGUACUAUUAGAAGAAAUGAUAUGUUUUUCUCAGCAAAUGCAUCAUGAGAAUACAUUUUUAAAUUUGUUUUGUGCAUUGCAGUACAUAAGAAUGACCAUUCUGAAGAGAUUUGUGUUACAUCAUUGCUACAGGAUUCUUUUGUCUGAUAAUUUUUUUUUUCUUGAGCCUGUUUAAUAAUGGUGUUUAAUGACAAAAACCUUUUGGAAAUGUAUUUUGGCUUUUGUUUCACAUUGCAAACCCUGAACUUGGACUAAUAGUGAUGCAGUCGAAGGCCCUCACGAGGUUGCUCUGCCUUUUCAUGCCACUGGGGAAGGAGACCUUCCUUGUUCCCAGUUGGGACAAGAUUAGAGGAGUCGAGGACAAUUUUGGAGGAUGUGUUGUGCAACAUGUGAAGUGUAAAUGAUCUUCAAAAGUGAAAAUAAAAAGAAAUUGGAGGUUCACAGUUAGCCACACUAUGGGGGGGGGGAGUCUGUAACAGGAUGUAGGGUGUGCAGUUUCUGGAGGAGAUGAUAAUUUUUAACUAAUUUGAAUUCUAUUUAAGUUUCUGAAAGUAACUGAAAAAACAGGAGUUUUCUUUUUCUUUUAAAGCCAAAGUCUUUGCUUUCAUACGAGGUUUCACAGGAAAAUGGGCCAAAGAAUACAAUUAAAUAUGCAAAAGGUUAAUCUUAUGGAAAAGGGUAUCCUGUCAUCUUGAUAUGCACAAGCAUAUUAAUGGUGAUAGGAACAAUGUGUGUAAUUUUCCUGUAUAUUGCUAUGUAGGUUGCACUAUUUUGAAUGACACAAGCCUGAUAUUUUAAUUACCAAAUACCAUAAGAAGCUGUUUAUUAAUAGUUUAAACUUGUUAACCUAAAUAUAUAUACAGUAUACCCAGGCGUGCGUGCAUACACUUCCCAACCCAGUCAUGUGUGAGUAAUCUCCCAGAGCCAUGGGACACAUUUCAGCACUGCUUUAUUUUAAGUGCUUGUCUUCUCUCCUUCCCAAACCUCCCAAACCCACAAACCCUCUAGCAGCAUUUAUUGUAGUGUUUGAUACCUAUUACAGAAGGGGCUAAAGGACUCGCUGGGAUCAGGAUUGCUUUGUGCUAGGACAUGUGGGAACAUGUCAGAGGAGGGUUCCUGUCUGAAGGAGCUGGAACUGAUGCUUGCCAUAAAUAACAAGGCCAUAGGAAAAGGAUGUCUUCUCAUACUGUUUGGAAAAAUCUUGGCCAGAGAGGAUCUAUUGGCCUGGUGACUGACUUUAAAACUCAGUGUCAGCUUAUGUGAUCCACAUCUGAUCCUUAACCAUGUUCCUUAUGGUAGCUGAGGAAGGAUACCUCAGGAACCAGAUUCCCAGGAAAGCCCAGCUGGUGUGUGCACCAGUGGCCGCCCCUGUAUCCUCCCAUGCAGACUGGGCAGUUUCCAAAAUCGGUUUUGCAUGCAGAGACAGGUUUAGCAGUGGUGUUUAAGGCAGAACCACUUCUCUGAGUGCACAGGCUUUUGAGCUUGCUAUUGCUGGUGAUGUGGAGAUUUUCACUGAGGGAUGAUUGUGUUGUUUGUUGUUUGGCUGCUUUUCUAAAUUUGUAGUUCUCUAACUAGAAUUUAUGACCAAAAAAAAUAGCUUGGAUUAAUUUGUUGGAAGUAAUUUUUUGAAAGAGACAGUUGGAUAGUUUUGAUUCUUUCCACCUUAACCAAGAAACAGUAAAUUCUAUGGGGUCAAAUUUUGUCUACAAGUUUAUUGCAAGUGUGUCUUGGAGAAGAACUUGGUUUCAAGCUCUUCAUCUGCAAGAGGAAAAUUUUUACUUAGCUCAUUUUUACCUGGCCUAGGUCUGGAUUCCAAACUUAGGCAAAACACCUUUUGACUUAAAUAGGGAUGUGUAAGUGAAUGAUGAGAGAGCAGAUCUUUAUUGCAGUUCACGCUCAGAUUUCAAAGUCCCAAACCAAACCUCGUGUUGCAAAGGUAUGGAAAUUGCCUCACAUAAAAUCGAGUGCAGCUAGGAAGGAAACUAAUGCAGUUUCAAUAAGAACUGUUUGCAGUUUAUUCUUGAUAUAAGGUAUAAUAUUUUGAAGUAGUCUUACUCAUUUCAGAACCUCCCUUUUGCACUGAUGAAGAACAGCUCGAUCCCUCUGUCUUCACACCUCACACCCACAUGCACAGUGUAUCUCGUGCCUUCCCUGUUGAAACCAGAAGGUACAAACAGAAUUCAUUACUGUGUUAGGCAAACUCCUACCUGAUUCUUAACUAAGUACUCCAUUUUUAUGCAAAAUUUGCAUCCAUACAUUCCAGGUUCUCAGAAGCACUUCACCUGUGAGUUAAUAAUGUUUACUUCAUCAGAUUUCAAUUUACACAAAACCUGAAGGGUGUUUUGUGCUUCCUUUCAUCCUGUUUAAGGAUUUUUGUGGGCUUAGAUGAAACACUAAUAUUUCUGUGCUGCUAAACAAAACUCACCAGAAAUAUUUUAAAAUCUCAAAUUAGACUUUAAAAAACAUUUUUACCUGUUUACUUGAAUAACGUCAAUUUAAUGUGUUGUCCUGAUUAGUCUUUGUAUAUAUACAUGUGUAUAUAUAUAAGCUAUAUAUAAGCUUUAUAUAUAUAUGUAUAUGUAUAAAGUUUUUGGGGUGAUUGAGGGGCAAGACAAAAAUCCAGCAUUGUACAAAGAUUCUACAAUCAUUUAUUUACAGUUUCAAGUAAUGUGUUGCUGUUUUGAGUUUGAUUAAAAGUUAUUUGCAGUUGAACUAUGAAAAGUGAAAUGCAACUAAGAAAAUAAGAAUUCACAAUAUUAACUUAGGCUUUUGCUACAAAGAAAAUUAGUUAUUAGUACAGUUGGAACAGUGCUUUUUUUCUGGUGGAGGAAAAGAACUCCAAUUGUAAUUAUUUGUACUGGUUACAGGGAGCACUAACCUAAAACUGUACACAGUAAAUUAAAAAGCCUAUUACUUCCGUUAUUUACUAGUGCAAUUUACUGUAACACCCUCAAAAGUGUCAUAUUUCAAACCAAAGGGUAAGUCACAAAUUUCCAGUUGCUAACAAAGAAUAGGAGAGGUUUGAAGAACUCUUAACACCUGGGGAAAUAAAUCAGGAUGUUAGAGUAGAAAUAAAAGAAUAUUGCUGAAAUGGAAUCAGGCAUAAAAAAUUAAUUUUUUAGAGAAUCCAGAAUUUCAUUAUAAAAUUCACAGUCUAAUGGAUUCUUCAAAAGAAGGGGUUUGGGGAAAAAGAGAGCAUUUAAAAUCCAGUUUUGACAUUCCAAUUACUGCCUGUUUUAUUAGAUAGGUUUGGCAAAGUGAAAUGAGUUUUAACACGCAGGUCUCUGUGCACACACAGUUUUAACUGUGGUGUUGUGCAGACACAGGUACACCUGGCUACCCCUGCACCCUUCUGCCCCUGCCUUGGAGAUCCUGGUGGUAGCUGGAGCUACCCAAGAGCACCCAGUGCAGCGUGAAGGAACUGGGAUCCACACACUUCUCUCCUGUGUUACACACACUGUCUCACUGCAGUUCACCCUGACCAUAUUUUAACCCAGUGCAUGACUGAGUGCUAAUACUGUAUAAAUAUUUUGAAACAUAUCUUAAAAAAAAAAACAAAAACAUGUUUGCUUCAGACUUUUUAUGAUAGAGAAAUAUAUAAUUAUUAUGAUUGUCUUACAAAUUGUAUUGUGUUCAUUUUUUUUUUGUUAAAUAUGUAGAAAAACAUUAAGGGAAUGGGGGACUUGAAUGUCUGUGUGUACCGAAAUGUAUAUAACUAUUUGAGGAGAACACAUGUGCCAAGUAUAACAUGAUGUAAAAAUUGUAAAUAUAUGAAAAAUUCAUUUUUCUAAUAAAGAUAAUUUCUGCCAAUUGAUAUGAAAAGGAA